Molecule: messenger RNA, 1053 nt
Organism: Trypanosoma rangeli
Lineage: Eukaryota; Euglenozoa; Kinetoplastea; Trypanosomatida; Trypanosomatidae
Exons: 1
Coding region: 1-1053 (350 amino acids)
Biological process (GO): macroautophagy
Cellular component (GO): endoplasmic reticulum
Source: RefSeq, a predicted model, not a curated record
AUGUCUAUGGAGAAAUCAGUAUUGCGUCUUAAGCACAUCGUUAUUGGGGCGUUGGCAAUUUUUUGUGCUGUUGCAUUUGGCACUCUCCAGAGCUUGGAUGCUGUAAAGUUGUUUGUAUAUUUGCGUGCAAACGCCCAUCUUCGCCGGAUCCUGAGGUCGUGCUUGGUGGCAAAUGGCGUCCUUUUCUUCAGCCUAUGGGUUGCCUCCGUUUUCUUUUCCUACAUAUGGGAUUUUGGUGGAGGGAUCAUGCGGGGUGGUGGCGGCGGCGUUGGCAAGGCGGGCAGUGAGCAAGCAGCGGUGACGGCGGGGAAUGUGAUCAGUCUUGCGGGAAGAGUUUGGUUUUCUGUAUUCGAUGUGACGUGGGUUAUACCCGCCUAUGCUCUCACGCAGGCUUUCGGUAUGCGUUGGUACAGUUCUCUUUAUACUGAGGCCUACGCUGAGAAGAAACGUCGUGCGUCCCCGUUGGGGGCGCGGGGUGAGGCCGGGGAGUACGUCAAGGACGGCGAAAUAACUUCCACAGUUGCCCCGCAGGGCGCCGAUGGGGCUUUUUCGUUUCGUACCGUGGUAUUGUCUGCCAGCGAGGUUAUGUUUAAGGCACUUGUGAUGGCUGCGUAUGCCCUUCUCGCUGCGGUGGUGGAUGCGGUUAUUCCUUCCCCGGUUGGAAAUUACCUUGCCUUCGUGAUGAACAGCUGGCUGUACUCCCUCUACGUAUUCGACUAUCGUCUGUCCACGCAGUAUGUGGUGGACCGCAGGUCCCGACGUUACACUCGCGUGACUCUAAAGGAGACGCUGAUUUUUUUUGAAAAUCAUUGGGCCUAUUUUUUGGGGUUUGGUGCCACCCAAUCGAUCAUUACAGCCGCGCUACGGUCUUCAUGGCUGGCGUCCUCGUGGUUCUCCUCCGCGUCGGUAACAUCGGUCCUUUUUGGAGCGCACAUCGUGCUUUCUGUGGAGGCGAUGCCGUCUCCUCGCGCUCCCUUUCCUGUGCUGAUGUUCACACCAUUUUUUGCUCUGUGUGGUAUGCUGCUGAACGUCAUUGGGAAUGCCUUGCGUUAA